Etheostoma cragini (Arkansas darter) is the source of this 2190-nucleotide messenger RNA. RefSeq names its product potassium channel subfamily K member 16-like. Gene Ontology annotation, molecular function: potassium ion leak channel activity. Gene Ontology annotation, biological process: potassium ion transmembrane transport; stabilization of membrane potential. Bases 660 to 1532 code for a protein of 290 amino acids. Gene Ontology annotation, cellular component: membrane. The transcript is spliced from 5 exons. NCBI's taxonomy places the organism in Eukaryota, Metazoa, Chordata, Actinopteri, Perciformes, Percidae. The record is from RefSeq and is a predicted model, not a curated record.
AAUUUAAGAGCCUGAUUUGGCAUGUAAGGAAUUAAAUAUGAGGCCAGUGAACUGAGAAUUUAAAUGGUUAAUUCAGCAAUCCAAAAUACACUUUCUGGAUAAAAUGAGUUCCCACGAUGCAGAAUGGUGUUGAAAGGCUCUGGUAUCAGCACAACCGUCAGCAGUCAGGUCAAAUAUUAACUUGUGUUCUGCUGACAAGAUGCUGCCAGCACUUCCUUAUUAGUGGAAACAGUUGAAAGUGUGUGUGUCCAGAUGUCGUGCUAAUGGAGAAGAGGAGUUUGAUCGUUACCCAAGCAACCCAUAAAUCAAAGCCCCAACCUCUAUGGUACCCUGACCAAUCAGAGAAAGCAUUCACUCAAGAUUUUUUACCUUUGGAGGGUUAUCCAGUUAGAGCUGUCACACGUUUCUGUGAUUUAAAACUGUCUGGAAGAGCACUCUAAUAGCUGUUUCUAAUUUACUUUAAAUUUAAUUUUGACUAUUUGCUAUUCACUCUUUUGGUGGAGAAUGCCCCGACCUGCAGUUAAUGGAAGCUGUCUUCGGUGGACAAUUCAUGAAAUCGGCGUAUUUUAUCCAGACUUUUAUUGUUAGUCCUUUCUGAAGUGAUUAACCUCUUUUCUGAGUUUGAGCAUCAGUGUUUGGGUCCAUUCCGGUGCUGGUUGAUGGCGAGUUUCCAGUUGGUGCGCGUUAAAGUGAGCUGGACAACACUUUUGACCCUGGCCCACUUCACAUACCUGCUGGUCGGGGCCACCAUCUUCCAGAUCCUGGAGCGAGAGGCUGAGAGCAAGAACCGAAUACACUUCCAAAUCGAGAAGUUGAACUUCUUGGCUAAUUACACCUGCCUGGAUGGACCAGCCUUGGAGACGUUUGUUCAGGUGAUUUUAGAUGCCUGGGAAAGGGGAGUUAAUCCCUCAGGAAAUUCAACAAACCCCAGCAACUGGGACUUCAGUAGCUCCUUCUUUUUUGCAGGCACAGUAGUGACAACUAUAGGCUACGGCAACCUCUCCCCAAGCACGGUAUCUGGUCAAGUGUUUUGUGUGUUUUACGCUCUGUGUGGAAUCCCACUGAACCUGGCCUUCCUCAAACAGCUGGGGAAGUGUCUCACCAUCCACCUGGGCCACCUGGAGAGGGGAAUGGUCUCAGUUGUUCCACACAAGCAAACAGUUGAGGCUCUGGCAGUGAGCUUGUUCUUCAUCACAGGCAGCGUGCUGUUUUUGGUCAUCCCUCCUCUGCUGUUUAGUUACGUGGAAGGCUGGACAUUUGGCGAGGGCUUCUAUUUUACCUUCAUUACCCUCAGCACCAUUGGUUUUGGAGAUUACGUAGUGGGGACUGACCCAGGCAAGCAGUACAUCUCUCUGUACCGUAGCCUUGCAGGCAUAUGGAUCAUCUUUGCCUUGGCUUGGCUUGCUCUUAUCCUCAACAUGGGAGCCAGAAUAAUGGAGCAUGCGAUUGGCCUCACUCACCCAGGCUUUAAAAAACAAGAGGACGAUGAGAAUGUGCCAUCCAGUGAACUAGAAGACACGUCAAAGAUCUGACAAUGGACCUUAGACGGGACUUUCUACAUGUAAUAUUCACUAGGUAGAAUAUAUUGUAACUGUUCUCUGUACAUAUUAUCACACAUGGUACACUAAGAAAACAGUAGUGGCAUUUUGCAAAAAGCUGCUAAAAGAUGUGUUCCGCAACAUAUUUAUUCCUGUUUAAAUUCUUUUUUUCGAUUUUUUGUCUCGUCGAGAAUUGGUUUCAUACAUUACACAAUAAGCCGGGGAAACAAUACAGGUUUUUUGUUUGAGAAUUCUACCUCCACCAAGCUGAAGAGUCAGUGCAAGAUGAAGACCGGGAGGAGCAAGGGGAGGAGGAGGGUUGUGCUCAUAGCCUGAACUGACUACCAAGCAGCAUAGAGAGACAGCUUCAAAACAGGGAUGUCAUGAUGUGAUUGGCUUGUGAAUUUAAGGCCACUUCUGAUUGGUUAACGUAAAAGUGAACGCAUCUACAGCUGUUCAGUUUUAGAAAAUAGUAAAAUGUGAUUUAGUUUAGAAGUAUUCCUGCCUGAAUUUACGCUGAGCUCAAUUUAGAAACAAUGAUUUAAACUACAUCUGCCUAAUUUUUCAUUUUUUAAACAAGAUUUGACCGAGAUGUUAUUCUGCAAAAUAUUACUUAUAUAAUUGAUACUUAUUAUAAAGUCUAAACAUGAAA